Molecule: messenger RNA, 617 nt
Organism: Moneuplotes crassus
Lineage: Eukaryota; Ciliophora; Spirotrichea; Euplotida; Euplotidae
Source: the annotation of a GenBank genome assembly
CAAAAAUGAUCGAAUACUACUUAUCUUCGUUACCAUCAGACAGUACAAAACUCGAUGUAGAUAAGCUUUAUUGAGUCCUCGAGAAGUUGAACACAGAGGUUUUUGAAAAGGCACUCAGAAUGAUUGAAGAUACUGAAUCCCAAAGGGGUCAUGGUAAUAAAGCAGUAGAUUUAAUAGUCACUAAAAGCGGUGAACGAAAGUUUUAUGUCGUAAAUGAUAAAGCACUGUUUGAUGAUGAAGAAGAUGAAGUAUUAAUGAAAUAUAUUAACAAAGAGACAAUCAAACAGAAGGAGAAAAAGGGUAUCUAUUACAUACUUGCUGAUACAUGCUUUUGUAGUUGACAUUACUAUACCAAAUUUGUGCUUGAGAAAGAAGCAGAAAUGUGCCAUCAUAUCAUGGCAGCCAAAAUAUGAGAGAAAUUAAAUAUAUUUCAAGAGAAGAAAGUCAUUGAAGAUUAUGAAUUCAGUGAUUAUUACAAAUGUCCGAACCUCUAAAACAGGUUAUUUUCCUACUGCUGAAGGAAGACUGGUUAUGAUAAAGAUACAUUCCUACUUUUAAAUAGACUGAUCUUAAGCAGGAGUUCUUUACUAAAAAUACCCAUGUUAUUCAACAUCAUU